AUGAGUGCAAGCGGGUAUUUGGUAGCGGGGUUGCUGGAGAAGAUGGAUUCUUUAGAUACAGAUUUUCGGUAUAUGGCCACCAAUGAUUUAAUGAAUGAACUUCAGAAAGAUGUUUUCACUUUGGAGGAACCAACUGAAAAGAAAGUUGUCAAUAAAAUAUUGGAAUUAAUGAAUGAUCCCAAUGGAGAAGUGCAGAAUCUGGCGGUAAAAUGCCUUGGUCCAUUGGUGAAAAAAGUUCGUGAACCACAACUUCAGGAUAUUAUCGAUAAACUUUGUGAUUAUACUUCAGAGGGAAAGGAUGAAUUACGAGAUAUUGCAGGGAUUGGAUUGAAAACUGUAAUCGUUGAAAUUCCCAGUAAUUCCCCUGUUGCUAAUAAUGUUUUGCAAAGAUUGAUUCCUAGGCUGUUAAGUUCGCUUGAAACUAAAUCUGCAACCUAUGAAGUACAAAUGGAUACUUUGGAUAGCUUGAGUGAAAUCUUGGCACGAUUCGGAACAUUAGUCGCAAAUAAUCCAGAUACUCAAAAGAGAAUUCAAGAUGUAUUAGUGCCGCUCCUUAGCCAUCCUCGACCUGCAUUUAGAAAGAGGACUACUGUUGCUCUAGGCAAUCUUGUCGCACAUACACAAGAUGAACUCUUUAAUGAUUUAGUCAAGAAGCUAUUAACAGAAUUUAACAAAUCAAGUAAUCAGCAUGAUAAACUAAAAACGCUAAUUCAAUGUGUUGGUACUUUAAGCCGUUCAAGUGCCCCGAGAUUGGGAAAGUAUUUGCCGCAAUUUUUGCCACUUGUAAUUAACAAUGUUCAUGUGAAUGAUGACGAAUUAAGAGAGAACUGUUUACAACAUAGUCUUUUUAAUAUUUUAAUCGGUGAAUCUAGGGAUUAUUCUGACGAUGAUGAUAUUUCCUGGAAAGUAAGACGCUCUUCCUCAAAAUUACUCGCCGCCAUUAUUGGAACGCGUCAUGAACUGCUUUCACAAUUGUAUCAAGAUGUGGCACCUGCGUUAGUGAAUCGCUUCAAAGAACGAGAAGAAUCAGUCCGCGUGGAUAUUUUCCAAACAUUUAUAGUUUUAUUGAGGCAAACUUUAGUAUAUGGUGGCGAAAACUAUACUUCAAGAAAUACCAAUGACGCGAAAAAAAUAAAAGUUAAUGCCGAACUAGAAUCUGGUACCAGUCCAAAGCAGCUUCUUCGUGGUUUGAUUUCUAAAUUAAGUCGCAAUUUAUCGAAGCAAUUACUCUCAAAAUCUAUUUCCACAAAACAAACUGGUUUCUCUCUUCUCCGUGAAUUGGUGACCGUUCUAAACGGUGGAUUAGAGAAUCAUAUACAAUCUUUUAUUCCGGCAAUAGAAAACUCAUUAUCAGUUAAUUCUGAUUCUGGUCAUCAUCAUUCUGGCACUAAUUCUAACUUAAAAAUUGAAACUCUUACCUUUUUACGUCAAUUCUUUAAAGUCCAUCAGCCACACGUUUUUCAUAAGCACCUCUCUCGUCUAUGUCCACCUAUUAUCAAUUCUGUGAACGAUAAAUUUUAUAAAAUCACAUCCGAAGCUUUCUUAGUAUGCAUCGAGUUGAUCAAAGUUAUACGCCCAAUCGAAUAUUCCGCUGCCACAAAGACUUAUAAUUAUCAGCCUUUGGAUCCAAUACUCCAGAAAUAUAUUUUAGAAAUUUAUAGUGUUACAAUAUCACGUCUUAAGACUUUGGAUGUGGAUCAAGAAGUCAAAGAGCGUUCGAUUCUAUGUCUUGGAGUUUUGUUGUCACAGACAGGAGAUAGUUUGAAGCCUCAACUCCCUCAAUGCAUGCCAUUACUAUUGGAGCGUCUAAGAAAUGAGGUGACGCGUCUCACCACCGUUAAGACUUUUACUAGUAUAGCUGAUAGUCCUGUCUGUGUAGAUCCUCAGGUGACAAAAACUGUAUUAAAAGCGGUAGAUGAAGUGGCGCUUUUAUUAAGAAAAAGUCAAAGGCAAUUAAAAGUUGCUAGUUUGAUUUGUCUAGAAGUGUUUAUUAGAAGAUAUGGAAGUCAAUUCAAUCAGCAAACAUACAUCAGAUUAUAUUCAGAAUUGACACCUCAUAUUUCAGAUCAAGACUUACACCUUUUACCAUUAGCAUUGAACAAUGUCGUUGCUAUUCUUAUUGCUAAUCCAGACAACAUAAUAGCUGUCAACAGAGAUGUCGUCCCCACUGUCUUUGAUCUUGUCCAAUCAUCAAUAGUACAAGGCGCGGCUUUGGACAGUCUAAUUUCGUUAUUUGUUACUUUAAUCAAAACAAAAGAAUCUGAAUUCAUUAAAUUAUUAAGCGGAUUGAUGAAACCCGCUAUAGCUUUAGAGCCAAAUUUCUUGACUUUAUCAAAACAGUCAUAUUCUACAAUAGCACAAUGUAUUGCGGCACUUUGUCUGAGUUCUCCAAGGAAUCUAGGUCUAACUGCUGCCGAGUUUACUCGAAAAAUCGAGGAUCAAUCCAAUGAUUCAAUUAAAUAUUUAUCCUUGUUAACAUUGGGUGAAAUUGGUCGUAAAGUCGAUUUAGCUAAUCAAGGAGAUAAACUACAUAAAACUAUAUUGUCGCUAUUUUCUGCUCCUUCUGAAGAAGUAAAAUCAGCAGCAGCAUUCGCACUUGGUAAUGUCGCGGUUGGAAAUGUUAACAAAUAUUUGCCGAUAGUGAUCCAAGAAAUAAUCCGUUCCGAUCCAAAGAAACGAUAUUUAUUAUUACAUGCCCUUAAAGAGAUCAUUACACGAUAUUCUAACGAUGCGGGUGUCAAAACUUUGGGACCAUUUGCUGACGAAACUUGGAAUAUAUUAUUCGACAGCGGUGAAGUUGUAGAAGAGGGUACACGUAACGUUGUUGCUGAAUGUAAACGACUUCGUCACUCAUCCGCUCAAACUCGUGGCACAGUCGUGACUGCAAUCAAAUACACUUUUACAAAUCAAGGUCAGCAAUACGACGAAUUACUGCGGCCGCUAAUAGUAGAUUUCUUAUCAUUGAUCAAGGAUAAUGACUUGAAUGUACGCAGACUCUCAUUGUCGACUCUGAAUUCUGCUGCUCAUAGUAAACCAUAUUUAAUUCGUGACGUCUUGGAUCAAUUGCUCCCACUGUUAUACGAGGAAACUGUUAUAAAAGAACAUCUUAUUCACAUGGUAGAAAUGGGUCCAUUUAAACAUAAAGUUGAUGAUGGAUUGGAUCUUCGAAAAUCUGCUUUUGAAUGCAUGUCCACUUUACUCGAUACAUGUCGUGAUAAACUGGAUAUUUUCCGUUUCUUGGAUCGAGUCCUUGCUGGAUUGACUGAUGUUCAUGACAUAGCGAUGCUUUCACAUACAAUGCUGAUUCGACUGACAGAAGUUGCUCCAACUGCUGUAAUGCAAAAAAUGGAUGAAGCUGUGGAACCACUCAAAGCUACUCUAGCGUAUAAACUUAAAGAAAAUGCGAUUAAAUCCGAAAUUGAAAAACAACAAGAGUUGGUUCGAUCCGCUUUACGAGUAACAGCUAUAUGGGCUCCUUUAUCUGAACAAGGAUCUACACCAAAAUUUGAUUCAUGGCUCCGUGAAAUCAAAUCUGGCACGCAUGCUGACACUUACCGAGCCGUCGAAGCUGAAGUGGAAAAUAAAGAUUAUUCAUAUGGUCAUGGUGGUGAUGCUUCAAUGGACCUAUCAUAG
This is a messenger RNA of Ambispora gerdemannii, 3633 nucleotides long. NCBI's taxonomy places the organism in Eukaryota, Fungi, Glomeromycota, Glomeromycetes, Archaeosporales, Ambisporaceae. The record is from the annotation of a GenBank genome assembly.